Cryphonectria parasitica EP155 is the source of this 4011-nucleotide messenger RNA. Its product is annotated as Coatomer, alpha subunit. Gene Ontology annotation, biological process: intracellular protein transport; intra-Golgi vesicle-mediated transport; retrograde vesicle-mediated transport, Golgi to endoplasmic reticulum. Gene Ontology annotation, cellular component: COPI vesicle coat. NCBI's taxonomy places the organism in Eukaryota, Fungi, Ascomycota, Sordariomycetes, Diaporthales, Cryphonectriaceae. The record is from RefSeq and is a predicted model, not a curated record. The transcript has 5 exons. The coding region runs from base 1 to 3654 and encodes 1217 amino acids. Gene Ontology annotation, molecular function: protein binding; structural molecule activity.
AUGGCCUCCUCAGGCAUGCUCACAAAAUUCGAGAGCAAGAGCUCGCGCGCCAAGGGAAUCGCCUUUCAUCCCAAGCGACCAUGGAUUCUUGUCUCUCUACACUCCUCGACCAUUCAACUAUGGGACUACCGUAUGGGAACCUUGAUCGAUCGACUCGAAGGUCAUAGCGGCCCCGUCCGAGGCGUCGACUUCCACAAGACCCAACCCCUCUUCGUCUCCGGUGGCGACGACUACAAGAUCAAGGUCUGGUCUCUGACAACGAGGCGCGAGCUGUUCACGCUCAAUGGGCAUCUGGACUACGUUCGGACUGUCUUUUUCCACCACGAAUUGCCAUGGAUCAUCUCCUCGUCCGACGACCAGACCAUCAGGAUAUGGAACUGGCAGAACCGAUCGCUGAUCUGCACCAUGACCGGUCAUAAUCACUAUGUCAUGUGCGCCAACUUCCACCCUACUCAGGACCUGGUCGUCUCCGCAUCGCUAGAUCAGUCUGUUCGUGUUUGGGAUAUCUCGGGCCUUCGCAAGAAGCACUCCGCCCCAACAUCGAUGACUUUCGAGGAGCAAGUGGCGAGGGGCAACCAGAACCAGGCCGACAUGUUCGGUAAUACAGAUGCUGUCGUCAAAUUUGUUCUGGAGGGCCACGACAGGGGCGUGAACUGGGUCGCGUUCCAUCCCACCAUGCCCCUGAUCGUAUCGGCUGGCGACGAUAGGCUGGUCAAGCUGUGGCGCAUGAGCGAGACCAAGGCGUGGGAGGUCGACACGUGCCGAGGGCACUUCCAGAACGCAUCGGGCUGUUUGUUCCACCCCCACCAAGACCUCAUCCUCUCGGCCGGCGAAGAUAAGACCAUCCGGGUCUGGGAUCUGAACAAGAGGACCAGCGUGCAGAGCUUCAAGCGCGAGAAUGACCGUUUCUGGGUCAUCGCCGCGCACCCCGAGAUUAAUUUGUUCGCAGCCGGGCACGACAACGGAGUGAUGGUUUUCAAGUUGGAGCGCGAGCGGCCCGCGAUGGCUGUUCACCAGAAUACUCUGUUCUACAUCACCAAGGAGAAGCAUGUCAAGUCUUACGACUUUCAGAAGGGGACGGAGAGCCCAACGCUUUUGUCCCUUAAGAAGGUCGGACCAGCAUGGGUCCCUCCUCGGACUCUUUCCUACAACCCCGCCGAACGCUCUGUCUUGGUGACUUCCUCUACGGAUGGGGGCUCUUACGAGCUGAUCAACCUUCCCCGUGAUGGUUCCGGUGCCAUAGAACCAACAGAGUCCAAGCGUGGCCAGGGCAAUUCUGCCAUUUUCGUUGCUCGCAAUCGGUUUGCUGUCCUGAACACCGCUUCCCAAACCAUCGACAUCAAAGACCUUUCCAACUCGACAACUCGGUCCUUCAAGCCGCCCGUUGGUACCACGGAUAUCUACUUCGGUGGCACUGGCAACCUGCUCAUCAUCACACCGACCGCCGUCCAUCUUUAUGACAUUCAGCAGAAGAAGAGCAUUGCAGAGCUUUCGGUUAAUGGUGUGAAGUACGUGGUCUGGUCGAACGACGGUCUCUAUGCGGCCCUCCUGAGCAAGCACAAUGUCACGAUUGUGACCAAGGCACUGGAGCAGGUCAGCACCCUACACGAGACGAUCAGGAUCAAAAGUGCCACCUGGGAUGACGCUGGUGUGCUUCUCUACUCCACUCUCAACCACAUCAAGUAUACCCUGCUCAAUGGUGACAACGGCAUUGUUCGCACAUUGGAUACGACUGUGUAUCUUACGCGUGUCAAGGGCCGCAACGUUUACUGCCUUGAUCGGGCGGCGAAGCCUAAGGUUCUGCACAUCGAUCCCACCGAGUACCGUUUCAAGCUUUCGCUAGUCAAGAAGAACUACAGCGAAAUGCUUGACAUUAUCCGGAAUUCGAGCCUGGUGGGACAAUCUGUCAUCUCCUAUGUGCAGAAGAAGGGCUAUCCUGAGAUCGCACUGCAAUUCGUCCAGGACCCAACAACCCGUUUCGAGCUCGCCCUCGAGUGUGGUAACCUGGACGUUGCAGUAGAGAUGGCCAAGGAGUUGGACAAACAGGUUCUGUGGUUGAAGCUUGGCACUGAGGCUCUGUCCCACGGAAACCACCAGGUUGUGGAGAUGGCCUACCAGAAGCUGAAGCAGUUCGACAAGCUGUCCUUCCUCUACCUCACGACUGGUGACCAGUCCAAGCUUGCGAGGAUGGCCAAGAUCGCUGAGCACAGAGGAGACUUCACCGCACAAUUUCAGAAUGACCUUUAUCUCGGCGAGAAAGAUCGGGUCCAGAUGUUCAAGGAGGUUGACCUGUACCCGCUGGCCUACAUGACCGCCAAAUCAUACGGCCUGGAGGACGAGUGCCAAGCCAUUCUGGAGGCUACAGGCCUGACAGAAGAUCAGAUCACGAUGCCCAAGAUUGGCAAUGCUCUGACCCCUCCAAAACCCGUUGUGCCGACCUACAAGGCAAAUUGGCCUACGAAGGCCACCUCGCAGUCAUUCUUCGAGAAGGCCCUCAUGGGUGAGAUGGAAGGUCUCUCUCUCGACGACACACCGGCGGCCACCAAUGGCUUCGGUGAGGACGUCGAGGAUGACGUCGCUGUCAAGAAUGGCGUGCUAGCUGAAGACGAUGAGGACGAGGACGCUGCAGGAUGGGAUAUGGGCGAUGACAUCGUGCCAGAAGUCGAGGGCGACUUUGUCAACGUCGAGAGUGCGGAUGCCGGCGGCGCUGGCAGCAGCGAGGCCGAUCUGUGGGCCCGGAAUUCGCCCCUUGCGGUUGAUCACGUCGCAGGAGGAUCGUUCGAGAGCGCCAUGAACCUUCUCAGCAGACAAGUUGGUGCUGUCAACUUCUCGCCACUCAAGCCAAGAUUCUUGGAAGUGUACGAGGCGUCCAAGACCUACCUGCCUGCAUCUGCAGGACUCCCACCCCUUAUCAACUAUGUGCGUCGGACCGUUGAGGAGCAGGAUCUGAGACAGGUGCUGCCGUUCAUCCCUCGGGACCUCGAGCAUCUGGCCAGCAACGACCUACAACGGGGUUACGACUCGAUGAAAGCCAACAAGCUGGAAGAUGGCCUCACAAUCUUCAAGAGCAUCCUGCACGCGAUCCUAGUCAACGCGGUAGCAAGCGAGGGCGAGGUCACAGAGGCCAAGAAGCUCAUCACCUCUGCUAGCGAGUACUCUGUCGCCAUGAGCGUCGAGCUCGCACGCAGGAAACUCGGUGCCCCCAACGAGGUCAAUGCCGAUCCCGAGAAGCUGAAGCGCUCUCUCGAGCUGUCGGCAUACUUCACCAUCCCCAAGAUCGAGGUACCCCACCGGCAGUUGGCCUUACUCAACGCCAUGAACCUAGCGUUCAGGAGCAAGAACUACAGCUCGGCAUUGAGCUUUGCUAAUCGCAUCUUGGCGAAUGGUGGUGCUAACAAAAUCUUGGAAAAUGCACGCAAGACCAAGGCUCAGUGCGAGCGCAACCCGCACGACGCGGUGGAGAUCGAGUUCGACCAAUUUGCCGAGUUUGAGAUCUGCGCUGCCAGCCACACACCUAUCUACAGCGGUACGGCGUACGAAGAGUGCGCCUUCGACGGCGCCAAGUACCACACCAAAUACAAGGGCACAGUAUGCACGGUGUGCGAUGUCUGCGAGGUCGGCAAGCACGGCAGCGGUCUUAAGCUGUUCUUCUGAACGGUAUUUCGGAGGAGGAUGGGGACGCGCACAGAAGAAUGGGCGCGAUGAGGAAAAAGUUGUCGGGUCCUUGGUGGCAAGGGGGGAAGGGGGAGUAGAAGGUAGCCAUUUGAAAUUCGAUCAUGAUUCCAUAAGAAAGAAAAAAGGCGACGGUCACGGGCCCCCUGCGCCAACAUGUAAUUAUGACGCGAAGACGUAUCCUAGGUGCGAAGGACAUUGGCUGGCUUGUUGAACAAUUGUGUUUCUGUUUGCAUCUGGCUCUUAGAUUAAAAAAAAAAUUGCGGGCGGAUACGGAAAAGAACAACGCUCUCUUUGCUGGAGGGUUUCCGCGGAAAUGCAAUACAUACGUAUAUAUAU